Molecule: messenger RNA, 1897 nt
Organism: Limulus polyphemus (Atlantic horseshoe crab)
Lineage: Eukaryota; Metazoa; Arthropoda; Merostomata; Xiphosura; Limulidae
Exons: 8
Coding region: 166-621 (151 amino acids)
Source: RefSeq, a predicted model, not a curated record
UUCAUUGUUCCUCCUUCACCAAUUGAGAGGAUUUGUAUCUCUUUCAUUCAUUUUUCUUUGGAAGCUGCAGUGUAUUUUUUUCCAAGAUCUGACAGCAAGUUGAUCAGUGAAGUAGUUAGUGUAAUACCAAGGUAUUUCGAAAUUAAUUCCACGUUUUUGGAAAAAAUGUAUCCGAUGAAUAUGUCAUUUCCAAUAGCUAGAAGACUUGAAAAUCUUAAGUGUUCAAGGUGGAAUGGUAAAGUAUGGGAAGAUAAUCACUGUGAAGUGGAGUUUGUAUUCACAAAACAGGUUAACUGUAGGAUAUUUUCCCUAGGAUUCUAUGGAAUCUUUGCUCCCCUGAGCAGCAGUAGAAAUGAAGAGUUUACACAAGAGGAUAGGAACACAAUGGAACUUUAUAAUGAUACUAAUCCAGUUACAGUUCAGAUAACUCUAAUCAACUUAAAUGGUGAGAUGAGAAAGCAGCAGGGAUUUAUAAACCAUGUCCAGAUUCAUCUUGCAGAAAAUAUUGGAGUACAUGCUAGUAGAAUUCACAAUGUUAGACUGCUAGAAGAUGGAAUGAAACUUCUAGUUUACUAUACUUCCUGUCUUUGGUUCUUUAAACCUGGAAACUUCAUCAGUUGAAGCUGUACGAAUACUGUCUAAUAUGGUUAAUGCUGAGACACUAAAUCUAACAGAUGUUGCAGGUUACACAUUACAGGCUCUGCCCCACAGCCUUGUUUUAAUAGAUAAUUUCAAAGGGUCUGGAUCUGUAGCACAAACAUCUUAUUCGAAGAAGCUUGGAACAUUUGGUGUGUUAUCUUGUGGAGGUGGUGGAUUAAUGCUGUUUCUAAUAUGCUUGUUUGCUGUGAUAAAAAGAUACAAAAGGUCAAAAAGCCGAGUUGUUCCUGCUUCAUCAGCUAAAGAGAAAAACAUCAAUGGUGUUCAUGUGGAAUAAAGUACACUUUCACCUACUUCUGUGCUGUGGUGUUCAAACUUGUUCAUUGUUCUUCUCAGACACUCUCAGAAGGAUCUAUUCACCUUUUUAGAACUGCUGUUAAUUUCAAUUGAGUGUUGUGAUAUUUAAUUUGAGUGCAGUGAUACUGAAGUUUUUUCCUUAUCUUCUUUAGAAAGAUGAGAGUUACUACUUGUGAGAUUGUUAGUUUUAUCUUAUAUUUGUUGUGAUUAGCAUGAGUAAGUGCAACAUCUUAUUGACAGUUUGUUUAAUAACAGCUUAUUUUACUGCUGAUUAUAUAAAACGUACCUUGUUUAUUUGUCUUAUAUAUUUUAAUAAAGCUUAGUUAUUCAAUAAAUAUAUUGCACACAAUUGCAUAAAAAUAGGUGGUGUUGAGGUGAUAAAAAUAUGAUGAUAUAACAUUAUCAUCGUUUAUGGAAUGUAUUUUAAAGUUUCUGAUGUAAGAUAAUUUCAGAUCCAAAUAUUUAAUGUAAACAUUACAUUGGCUUAAAUAGAAUAUAGAUUAAUGAUGAAUAUAAUAACCAAUAUAAUACAUGCAAAUCUUAAUCUGUAAUGAUAAUCAUCAAACAAUAAAUCAAGUCUAAAAUUAAUUGUUUUUAACAUUGUUAAAUUUUAAUUAUCAUGACCAAAGAUGGACUGAUUGAACCCAAAUUUGUAGAAUAAUUUAAUUUACAAAAAUUGAAUAGAAUUAAUUAGAUACAAAGCUGAAAGAAACAAAAUAUCACAAUGUUUCACUGAGUUAAAUUAGCAUCAUUAUUAUCUAGCAUUUAACGUUUAGUCCUGUUUUUAAUUAUUUUGAUUAAUUUUCUAUAGUACCUCCCAUUUAGAAGUCAUAUGAAAAAGCAUAAUUACCAGUUAAAUGUAAACAAAGGGUUUUAAAGUAACUUUGAGGUUGCAGUAUUUUAUUCCUAAUAAUAUUUUAGGGACUCUAUCAGGAAUUUUUAA